This is a messenger RNA of Durusdinium trenchii, 1401 nucleotides long. The record is from the annotation of a GenBank genome assembly. Lineage: Eukaryota; Dinophyceae; Suessiales; Symbiodiniaceae.
AUGUGGUCUCAGGACUUGAACCUGAGCGAUGAUGAAUUGCAGAGGCUGGGCCGCGAGCAUUUUCGAGACCAGUUCAACUACUUGCAGCAGUUCAGUCCGCACGAGCUGGAGAGAUUGGAAGAGUUCCGCUCCGAGCGCUAUCGCCGGCGCGGCGGCGAGUGCGGCUUGGACCAUCGGGACUAUCAGGAAGCCGCCGAUGAACACAUCUUGGAAGAGGAAGAGGACCCGUAUUGGUGGCGCGGGGAUCCUGAGACGCUGUGCUUCGACCUGCUCAGCACCUCCGAAGAGAACCUGACGCAUGGAGCGCCGACGACCAUGCAAUGGUGGGACGUGGAGCUUUUGGCCGAAUCGGCCCACUUCGUGGCGCUCACCAAGCCGGCGGGCAUGUUCGUGGUCACCGAUGAGCGGGGCCUGUGGGAGGAAUCGGCCACGAACUUCAUCCACGUGGCUCAUCGGAGGGUGGAGAUGCCGACGCGCUUUGAACCACGGCAGCGGGGCAUUUGUCAUCGCUUGGACUCGCACACCAGCGGUGUGCAGAUCUUUGGAAAGUCCUUUGAUGACUUCAAAUACUUCGUGGGGCAAAACAGCUCGCAUCGCGUGCAGAAGGAGUAUAUCGCGCUCUUGGAGGGCCGACUGGGUGGUGAAGAUGGGCCCUUCACGGGAGUGAUUGACGUGCCCAUGAAAAAGUGGCAGGAUUUCGUGCGACGUGAAUUUGGCAGCGUCACCUGUACCAAGGAAUCCCAAGGCCGCACCGCUGUGACGUGGUAUUCCGUUCUGAGGCAUUGGCGCGUGCCUGCCGUCGGCCGCUUGGCCUUCUGGGGCCAGGAUCGCUGGUUUACACUGGUUCAGCUGCGAAUUCUGACAGGACGGACGCACCAAAUUCGCCUGCACAUGGCCUUUCUGGGCCAUCCGUUGGUGGGAGACAUCAAGUACAACGCCAGCCGCUACGAGCACGACUGUGCAGUGGUGCCCCGAAUCUUCUUGCACUGCCUGAGAAUGGAAUUCCAGGACGUGGAUGGAGAGACCUUUACUGCUGCCAGUGAAUUGGCUCCCGAUUUGCAGAUGGUACUUUGCGAGUUGCAAAGACUAUCGGAAGGACACGACGAGGAGGAACGGAAGGGAGAACUUUUUCCAGGCCUAGCAAAGAUCUUGCAGCGAAGCAAGGCGCCAGUGGCCAAGCCCAGCGCACAGGAAGAUGAAAGCAUCCGGCACUUUUGCAAGAAUUGCGGUGAAUACGAGGUCGCCGAGCGGCGCCAGAUCCACGACCGGCGCGCGGACGAGCGCCGGGCGAUGUAUUGGCGGAUGAGGCCGCAGGAAGGCGAAGUGGAAGGUCCAUCGGAUGGUCGCGGCAAGUCUUGGGGACCUCAAAUGCUUUGGGUGCCGACGGAGUUGCAGAAUUGA